Physeter macrocephalus (sperm whale) is the source of this 2362-nucleotide messenger RNA. It is a transcript of the gene HIGD2A, whose product is annotated as HIG1 hypoxia inducible domain family member 2A. The coding region runs from base 50 to 370 and encodes 106 amino acids. The record is from RefSeq and is a predicted model, not a curated record. Gene Ontology annotation, cellular component: mitochondrion. Lineage: Eukaryota; Metazoa; Chordata; Mammalia; Artiodactyla; Physeteridae. The transcript is spliced from 2 exons. Gene Ontology annotation, biological process: mitochondrial respirasome assembly.
GAGGCGGGGUUUAGCGUCCGGAUUUUCUUCUGCAGCUGUAGCCAAAAACAUGGCGACUACUGGCCCUGUCACGCCGGAGGCACCCUUUGAACCAUCGCAGCCCCCAGUCAUUGAGGGCUUUAGCCCCAGUGUAUACAGCACUUCAGAAGGCUUCAAGGAAAAGUUUCUUCGCAAGACCCGCGAGAACCCACUGGUACCCAUAGGCUGCCUGGGUACAGCGGCCGCCCUUACCUACGGCCUCUACUGCUUCCACCGGGGUCAGAGCCAGCGCUCCCAGCUCAUGAUGCGCACCCGAAUCGCCGCCCAGGGCUUCACGGUCGUAGCCAUCUUGAUGGGUGUGGCUGCAUCCACUCUGAAAUCUCGACCCUGAGUCGGUGGCCUGGCCUUGAAAGCUCCGCGGAGAUCGUUCCCAGCUCCAGGAGCAACCACCGGUCCUGCCACUGGCAUUAUUCCCUCAUCUCCCCUGACAAGCCCCUGUAUCAGUGGGGGCAGAAGUGGCCAAUUGUGUAACCGACAGAUUUUUUUCAGGAAUCUCAGGUUCGGUUCAGUUUGAGUGUUGCAUACUUCUAGUUGUGCUGCACCUUCUCCACUCCCUACUUAAUAAACUCUGAUCCACUUGUAGUUUGGUGAAUUCAUUCCCAGUCUCACCCCCAUGGUUUUUGGUCUUUGGUUUUAGGAGAAAACAGACUAAAGACUGCAGGGGCUCUUAGAAUUCCCAUAGUCUACUGAUUCUCAAACUUUCCUGGUAACAAUCACCCUGGGGUAUUUAUUAAAAGUAGAGAGUCUCUACAGUGAUGUUAUAUGAAAAAAAAACAAAAAACUGAUCUUUCCAACAGUUUUCAAACUUUCAGUAGAAAACCUUCCUUCAUAUGAGGCCUGCCAUGGUUCUGUCAGAGGCAGGGGGCUCUGCCCUCCACUUCUGCUCCUGACCCCAAUCCCACCUCCUGAGAGCACCUAAGGCUCCACGGAUCUAGACCAUCUCAGCUUGGUUCUUGAUGCAUUUUAUGGACCAGGAAACUGAGGCUUAGAGAAGCAGCCUGGUGUAACAGAAAGAGCAUAAAGCAUAAUCCCAAAGCUUGCCAGUGGUUUGUGGCAGCACCUAGUGUUUUAUGGCUAAGGAAAAAAGGAGGCUGGGGACCUGAGCAACCUCUAGAAGAGAGGCAACUCAUGAGUUUCUCAUUCAUGUAAAGUCUCAAACAGGUGUUCCUGGUCUGCAGGUAGCCCUAAAGUGUUGAUUUGGAUUCAGGUUCCUUCCAUCCAUAACUCCAUCAGUUUCAACACCAGCUGGAUGACAUAGGCCAACUAAGUUUCUUGCCACCACCAUGCUCUUUCAGCUGUAAGACAGAGAUUAUAAAUGUAAAGCAGUACUUGUGGUGACUCUUGGCCUCCACAAGGAACAGAUAUGAAGUGGUGAGGACUAUGGCACUUCUAGAGAGGAUGGCCACUAUUUUUAACUGUUGGUGUUGUGGGCUCCCCCCCUCCAAAUAAAAAAGAUUUGUUGAGGUCCUAACCCCAGUACCUCAGAAUGUGACCUUAUUUGGGAAUAGGGUCUUUUCAGAGGUAAUCAAGUUAAAAUGAGGUCAGUAGGGUGGGCCCUAAUCCAAUAUGACUGGUGUCCUUAUAUAAAGGGGAAAUUUGGACACAGCGACAGACACGUAUAGAGAGCAGGCGAUGUGAAGAUGAACUCAGGAUUGUUGUAAUGCUUGUACAAGGCAAGAAACACCAAGGAACACGGAUCCUUCCCUAGUGCCUUUAGAGGGAUCAUGGCCCUGCUGACACCAUGAUUUCAGACUUGUGACCUCCAGAGCAGUGAGACAAUAAAUUUCUGUUGUUCUAAACCAGCCGCUGUGGUAUUUUGUUAUGGCAGCUCUGAGAAACUAAUAUGGUUGGCAAUUAAAUAUUUUUAAACAUUGUUCAGAUCACAGUGGCUUGAACAUAAACUGUUUGCAACUCUGUUGAAUGGGAAGGUGUUGUCACUGAUUGUUUCUCCCAAAUCCACAGAAGAGCACAGCUGAAAGAGGCAGAGGGUCCUGACCAAUCCCAAGGAAGGGCUGUGGCAGAGGCUACCUUCACCAGCCCCUCACCCAGGCAAAGAGGAAGCCCCCACCGGGAACCUCUGGUCUUGCCUCUUCCCUCCAAGCUGCUUCCCCUCUGGGUGUCUGUGGCUAUAUGACAGACCAACAGAAUCCCUAUGUCACGGGUUGGUUCAAGGAUCAGAAAGGAUCAAGCUUGCAAAAGCAUUCUGUGAGAGGUUGUCUUUCCUCCUGGGGCUGCAGGCAGCAGACAUAGACAGAUUAGGAUGCCCUCUGCCAGCUGGGAGCUCCUGGGUUACCAGGGAAAUAGCCCUACCCUCUCUCAAGCC